AUCCUCUGGCUGCAGCGAGGGGAAGCUGGCCUCACUGUGACUCUCCGCUCUGCAGCAGGUAACACCCCAACCCCAAACCUCAGAGCCAGAGCUGCAAACCUCCAAACACUGCUUCACACUUCUUGGUGUGGGUGAAACUUGUCUGUCAGGCGUCUAUGGGACGGUCUUCAGGGCGUAUCUUCUCUCUGCCUGACCUGAGGACUUGCCAACGGACCUGAGGAGAGAGGUGUGUUCGUUUUCUCUCGAGAAGAACAGACAGCACCAAACAAGUCGGACUCACUAUAAGAAAAGAGACGGUAAAACAAGAGAAACCAGCACGAUGAUGGAACUGAGGAUCCAGCUGAUCCCAACGGGGGAAAUCAUUCUUCCUCCGGGGAAGAACGGAGAGAACUACUGCCAUGGCUGCAAGGUGGUGGCUAGUGACGGGGUGCGGGCUAUGAUGGAGUCGGCCCUGACAGCCAGAGACCGGGUGGGCGUGCAGGACUUUGUCCUGCUGGAGAACUACACCAGCGAGGCGGCCUUCAUAGAGAACCUGCGCAAACGCUUCAAAGAGAACCUCAUCUAUACGUACAUCGGCUCAGUGCUGGUGUCAGUCAACCCGUACAGAGAGCUGGAGAUCUACACCAAGAACCACAUGGAGCGAUACCGUGGAGUCAACUUCUACGAGGUCUCACCACACAUUCAGACUGUUUGCGAGAUGUCAUGGCUCGAGGCAGACUGUUUGUUUGAAAGGUUGCCACGGUACCCCAGCCUUACCCUCUCCUCCUCCUCCUCCUCCUCCCCCUUCCCCCCCUGGCCUUUAUCCCGUCGACAGGGCGCCCCAGUUGGAGGCCACAUCAUCAACUACCUGCUGGAGAAGUCCCGCGUGGUGCACCAGAACCACGGGGAGCGGAACUUCCACAUUUUCUAUCAGCUGAUCGAGGGAGGAGAGGAGGACCUGCUGAGACACCUGGGCCUGGAGAGGAACCCUCAGCAGUACCAGUACCUGGUCAAAGGUAACUGUCCCAAAGUGAGCUCCAUCAACGACCGCAGCGAUUGGAAGACGGUGAAGAAAGCCUUGACUGUGAUUGGCUUCAGUGAGGAAGAGGUGGAGGAGCUGUUGAACAUAAUUGCCAGUGUGCUCCACCUGGGGAAUGUGCAGUAUGGCGGAGAGGAAGGCACCGUCUGCAUCACCUCUGACACACAGAUAAAGUACCUGACCAGGGUAAGACACAGCCCGAGCAGGCUCAUGAACGCACCUAACAGGCCUGGAGGGAGAUGGGAUAUUUGUUUUAUAUAUAAAGCCCAGGCUGGUAUUUAUCAAGCAUCUCACAGUUCCUCUCACACUAACAAGGAUAAAACUGGAAAUGCAGAGAACAGUAUCAUAGGUGUUAAAUACAGGGCUGAUGAAGAGUGUCUGAGACCCGGAGACGCCAGUGACCUCACCUUCCUAGAGAAGCUGGAGGACACUGUGGGAGGACAUCCACACUUUGUCACUCACAAGCUGGGUGAUGCAAAGACCCGGAAGGUAAUGGGCCGUGACGAAUUCAGACUGCUGCAUUACGCUGGAGAGGUCAACUACAAUGUCAAUGGAUUUUUGGACAAGAACAACGACCUGCUCUUCAGGAACCUAAAAGAGGUGAUGUGCAUGUCCGAGAACAAGAUCCUGACCCAGUGUUUCGACAGGGAGGAGCUGACUGACAAGAAACGUCCAGAGACGGCAGCCACCCAGUUCAAAGCAAGUCUGGCGAAACUAAUGGAGAUCCUCAUGUCGAAGGAGCCGUCGUACGUCCGCUGCAUCAAGCCCAAUGACUCCAAGCAAUCAGGUCGGUUUGACGAGGUGCUGAUCCGUCACCAGGUCAAGUAUCUGGGGCUGAUGGAGAAUCUGAGGGUGAGGAGGGCCGGCUUUGCUUACAGACGGCGCUACGAGGUCUUCCUGCAGAGGUAUAAGUCCCUGUGUCCAGACACGUGGCCCAACUGGCAGGGGAAGCUGUCUGAUGGAGUGGCCACACUGGUCAAACACCUGGGAUACAAGCCUGAGGAGUACAAACUGGGCAGAUCCAAAAUCUUCAUCCGCUUCCCAAAGACCUUGUUUGCCACUGAGGAUGCACUAGAGACCAGGAAACACAGUCUUGCCACCAAGCUGCAGGCAGGAUGGAGAGGCUACAGCCAAAAGUCCAAAUACCAAAAACUGAGAACCUCAGCGAUUGCCAUCCAGGCGUGGUGGAGAGGGAUCCUGGCCCGGAGGAGAGCGCAGCGCAGGCGACAGGCUGCUGACACCAUCCGCAGGUUCAUCAAAGGCUUCAUCUACCGCCACAAAGAGCGCUGUCCAGAGAAUGAGUACUUCCUGGAUUACGUGCGCUACUCCUUCCUCAUGAAGCUGCGCAGGAACCUGCCCAAGAACGUCCUGGACAAGAGCUGGCCGACACCUCCGGCUGCUCUCGUCGAGGCGUCAGACCAUCUGCGUAAGCUGUGCAUGCAGAACAUGGUGUGGAGCUACUGCAAGAAGAUCAGUCCUGAGUGGAAACACCAGAUGGAGCAGAAGAUGAUCGCCAGCGAGAUCUUCAAGGACAAGAAGGACAACUACCCACAGAGCGUGCCCAAACUGUUCGUCAGCACCAGACUCAAUGGCGAGGACAUCAACCCCAAAGUGGUGCAGGCUCUGGGCACCGAGAAGAUGAAGUACGCAGUGCCAGUCACCAAGUACGACAGGAAAGGCUACAAGGCUCGGCCCCGCCAGCUGCUGCUCACCGGCAACAGUGCCGUCAUCGUAGAGGAGGGAAAACUCAAACAGCGCAUCGACUACGGAGCUCUGAAAGGUAUCUCCGUCAGCUCCCUCAGUGACGGCCUGUUCGUUCUGCACGUGCCCAGUGACGACAACAAACAGAAGGGCGAUGUGGUUCUGCAGAGCGACUACGUGAUUGAGACCUUGACCAAGAUUGCGAUCUGUGCUGACAAAAUGAACACCAUCAACAUCAACCAGGGCAGUAUAAAGUUUACAGUGGGUCAGGGGAAAGAGGGCGUCAUCGACUUCACGCCCGGAUCAGAACUACUGGUGGCCAAGGCGAAGAACGGACACUUGUCUGUGACGGCUCCCAGACUCAACUCCAGAUGAUGGCCACUCUGACCACACAUGUGCCAGGACCUGCGUGCUCCUGACCUCUCCCAUCCUCCAAUCACAUGACUGCAGACCCCUGCUCUGCCUAAGCCAAUCAGACGCCAGCUACACGGGUGGCAUGUGCUUCCAAUUAAAAAAAAACAAAAAAAAAACACAAAUAAAAAUCCAGCAAAACUAA
Epinephelus moara (kelp grouper) is the source of this 3275-nucleotide messenger RNA. RefSeq names its product unconventional myosin-Ic-like. Gene Ontology annotation, molecular function: ATP binding; microfilament motor activity; actin filament binding. Lineage: Eukaryota; Metazoa; Chordata; Actinopteri; Perciformes; Serranidae. Gene Ontology annotation, biological process: vesicle transport along actin filament; actin filament organization. Gene Ontology annotation, cellular component: myosin complex; plasma membrane; vesicle. The record is from RefSeq and is a predicted model, not a curated record. The transcript is spliced from 28 exons. Bases 320 to 3094 code for a protein of 924 amino acids.